Messenger RNA from Xylona heveae TC161, 1783 nucleotides. RefSeq lists its product as hypothetical. NCBI's taxonomy places the organism in Eukaryota, Fungi, Ascomycota, Xylonomycetes, Xylonales, Xylonaceae. Bases 106 to 1572 code for a protein of 488 amino acids. The transcript is spliced from 4 exons. The record is from RefSeq and is a predicted model, not a curated record.
CUUAUAUAUCGCUAGGAUGAAUUGAACGAAGCACACUUGAAAAUUGAUAACCUCGAACGGGAGCGGGAUGGACAUGAGACCAAGUUCAACGGACAUAAAAAGACAAUGGAAGAACACGCAAGAAUUUACAAAGAAAAGCUGGCUAUCGAGCACGAAAACAAAGUACAUGGACUGGAAUCUGCAAGGAACGAUCUUAAUAGGAGAAUAAGCCUUUUGGAGGAGGAGAUCAAAAAGGAAAAGUCUGUCAAUCAGGAUAAGAGCGGGAAAGUGGCUUCUUUGGAAGCAGAAAUGGGCAGUAAAAUCAAAGAGAUUGUUCAGUUAAAGCAAACGAUGAACCAAAUGCAACAUCAACUCAACAUCUCUUCAUCAGGCCAGCUUAUACAAAACCCUGCCGAAGUGGAAGCAACCAAAAAAGGCAAAAGUCCAAUUCCAAAUCAGAAUCCAGCAAUGCAUAAAACGCCGCAACGAGAGAUCCCGUAUCAAAAACUGUUCUCUGAUGCGAAUAAAAAGGAUGUGCCGGCUAGUGCUACUGAGCAAAUGGAGAUUCCCUCCGGGCGUAAGCAAGAAAACCUCUUUACAGCCCGAGAAAAGUCUCUUGUGGAAAGUUCUCAGGAUCUUAUGCCCGGUCUUCUCGGUCAGAUCGUAAGGAAUAAUAGUCCUUGCGGGUCUGGAAGCAAAACCCCCAGGAAAUCCGCCCAAGUACACAACAUACGUGGGAGCCCUGGAAAAUUUGGGGAAGCUAAUCCAGGUAACAAGAACGCAGGGUACGACCUUGGUUAUCAGGACCGCAAGGACGAUCAGACUCCUUUUCAAGGAGCUCAAGUCGAGUCUAUCAACAAACGGGUCAGUCCGAGUUGUGCGAUCGACCCUCACAUUCCAGGGCUCGAACCAGGUUCCAUUCUACGGGACGAACCACAGAGAUAUCAUAUUAGAAGUUUCGAAGAAUUUAGAAAAGAUACACACUCCACUCCUUUAACAAGCCCGCCCUCCUCUGAUGCCGGCAACGAGCCUUCCAUUUGCGCCGACACGCCCACGCCAGUUACGCGGUCGAAUAGGAGAAAGGAUCUGAAUAUACAAGAUCUCGGCAAUGAUGACCAUACUGAAUUGGAAGAAAAUGAGGAGGCUGCGGAAGAUUCCAUCGCAUCUAAAGACUUGAGAGAGUGCUACCGGCAGAGGACGUUGUCAACGUUAUCCGACUUCAAGCGUGACAACCCUGAAGCCUGGUCAAGCUCUGGUAAAGCCGCGAAACCGACUACCCCCAAUCCUGCAGCCGUUAGUCCAAUAUCCGCGAACCAGAGGAAACCCAUGAACAAAAGUCAGAAUGGCGGGCGAAAACGGCCAGCAGAAAAUGAGCCAGAGGCUAUAUCCACUCCGAAACGGAAUCGAGGCAGUCCUCAUCCACGUGGUACCCCUCAGUCUACUAGAGGCAAGCCAAAGGACCCGCGAGCCCAGUCGCAAUUGAGCCACUGGGACUCAAAUGUAGUGGCAUCAGGAGUUGCAGCUUCCAACAAUCGGCGUCAGCCAAACAGAGGCAGAGGUGGGAAGAUGUACGGCGGCAAGAGAAAGCAUUAGCUCUUACUUGCAUUUGUUGAAUUGGUAAUUGACAAAUUUUCGCCUCUUUCUCGUAUUUCUCAUCUCAACAUGAAACUGGGACUAUGGUACUAAGAUUUAGCACGUCGAAAUGGUUUCUCUUUUCAUAUUUCGUUUCAAUCUUGGCAUCAAUACUGAUAAUUUCUCCCAAAUUAGCAAAUGUUGGCUCUCUAGAAUUGCUUGUCAAUGGCAC